This is a messenger RNA of Porites evermanni, 2001 nucleotides long. NCBI's taxonomy places the organism in Eukaryota, Metazoa, Cnidaria, Anthozoa, Scleractinia, Poritidae. The record is from the annotation of a GenBank genome assembly.
AUGAUAAAUUUCUUUCUUUAUUUAUCCUUUGCAGGUCUUGAUAGCUUUUACGUCACCAACGACAACUUCUUUCAUUUUGAAAGCACCGUAAUGAGAAACCUGUGGGCAUUUUUACUCAAUUACUGGCUGCCUUGUAACAUCGUGUUUUUUGAUGGAUUUAAGGCCAUUAAAGCUAUUGUAGGAGUUCAUCCUAAUGGUAUUGUUAUGGAUAAAGACGAAAGGUUAGUUCGAGUGUCCAUAAAGUGUCAUGCCAAGCGACCUACGGGGAAAAGAAAAGCUUAUUACGAUACCUGCCAUCUUUGCACACUUUUUAGGAUUGAUGGGAUAAAAGCAAUUUCAGGUGGAAAUUUUGGGGGGGAUACAAGUGAUAAGAGUCCCCAAUACGAGUAAUCGCGGUCGAGGUUGUUUAUUCUCUCAAAACGGUGGUGGACAAAACACCGACCCCCAGUGCAUGGACUACCCUCGGUUAAAAUGGACUACGUACGCCGCUGAAGUUUAGUGAUUAGGGGUAGGAAAUUGAGACAAUCAGGUUCCAUUUGGGGUCGUUAUAUUGGGAAAACUAACCUGAAACUUGAUUCCCUCAGUUUUCUAACCCCAAAUCACUUAAGUUCAGCGGCGUAGUCCAUUUUAGGGUAGUCCGUGGACUGGGGGUCAGGGUUUUUGUCCACCACCUCUCAAAACUUGGCAAUGAUUUCAGUCCCGCAAAAUGUACAGUUCGAGUUCCGACAACUUUACGUCAGUCAUUGCUUGCUGUUAGGACAUCUACGGUCACUACUCUUUCCAAAAAAAAUAAUAAAAAUUAAGUAGAAAUGAUCACCUCCACCAAUAACUUGCCUUUAUCGUUUUUAAGAUAAAAAGUUUUCUUUAUUUUCUGUUACCUAGAAUAAACAAACUCGACCGCUAUAUCUUGUAUCGGCAGAGUUAUCUCUUGUUUGCCCCCUGAGAACGUGACAUCUAUUUUAUCCUCUUGUAUAAUGAGCCUAAUGACCUAAACAACGAAUCCAAAACAUUGUUACUUUUUUGUAUUUCUUAAAAUUCUUUUAAAACCCCUACUUAUGUUAAAAUAAAUGCUUGUUUGGUUUACUCUCUCGUAGGCUUGUUUUUACACCCGACAACCUUUCUGGAAGUAUUGCAAUUUUCAGACGUCGUCAAGACAACACAUUAGAAAAAUGUCAGGUCAGUUCGGUCUUAGAUUGAGUGGAAUCCGGAUCCCGGAAAUAUAUGCCUGUUGAAUCCAGAAUAAGGGGAUUUGUGCUUGUGGAAUCUGGAAUCCUGGGCUUUGGAAUCUGGCAUACAGCUCAAGGAAUCCGGAAUCCCACUAACGAUUCUGGUUUCACAACCUCGUUCCCAGGGCUUUUCUCCUCAUGUAAAAAAAAUGGGCCCCUGGGAACGAGGUUACUGGUUCCGCGGACAAAGAAUCCGCAAUUUAGUACCUGGAAUCCGGACUCCACGGCGUGGAAUCCAGAAUCCAAGACUGUCUUGGAUUCCCUUAUAUGGGGCGAUUGAGUCCUUAAUAUCUCCAGCACUGAAGCAGAGAAAGGUUGGGAAUGGGGUUAUUUAGACUGCCUGCAGACCCCUGAAAAGGUCGUCGAUUUUUGUUUGAAUCCAUUUUUACCUUUUCCCAUGGUACCUUGCAGUAUUCUUAUACCUGAAUACUCUGUUUUUCUUCAACAGACAAUUCCAGUUGGAUCAUUUAUAGAUAACAUCAACCUUGACCCUGUGACUGGAAAUUUUUGGGUUGCGGGAAUGCCUCGCUUAAUUGACUUUAUUGAACACAACCAAAAGAACCUCAGUCUUCCCAGUCCGUCUCAAGUUUUCACUUUGCAUCCGGGAAAGCCAUCUUCAUCCGGGGAAGCUUUUCCUGAUUACGAGGUUCGCGAGGUGUACAUGAAUGAUGGCAAGGAAGUGACGGGCUCCUCGUCAGCAAUUUUUUACAAAGAUCGUUUGCUGAUUGGCUCUGUGUUUGGGAAUAUGGUGUAUUGUGAGGUGAAGUUUUAUUAA